Molecule: messenger RNA, 2650 nt
Organism: Megalops cyprinoides (Indo-Pacific tarpon)
Lineage: Eukaryota; Metazoa; Chordata; Actinopteri; Elopiformes; Megalopidae
Product: adhesion G protein-coupled receptor E1-like
Exons: 19
Coding region: 42-2633 (863 amino acids)
Biological process (GO): adenylate cyclase-activating G protein-coupled receptor signaling pathway; cell surface receptor signaling pathway
Cellular component (GO): membrane
Molecular function (GO): G protein-coupled receptor activity; calcium ion binding
Source: RefSeq, a predicted model, not a curated record
UGAGAGGUCCCUGUGUGACUGACACGCAGGAACUGUCCAACAUGCAAACUGUCUUCUUCUCCACUGUUUUAUGGGGUGCUCUGGUGCUGUGGAAGGGGGCAGAGCAGAUCGGUGAUUUCCAGGUCAGACUGGUCGAUGGGAAAGAUUCCUGCUCUGGAAGAGUGGAGGUCUUACACAAUAAAAAAUGGGGCACGGUGUGUGAUGAUGGCUGGGAUAUGAAUGAUGCCAGAGUGGUCUGUAGAGAGGUGGACUGUGGGAGUGCUAAGUCUGCUCCAGGCAAUGCCCACUUUGGACCGGGGACCGGGACAGUCUGGAUGGGUCAAAUUCAAUGUUCAGGCCAUGAGGACUCUCUCAAGGAUUGCUCAAACCCCUCGUUUGGAGCUUCUCCGUGUCCUCACUCUAGAGAUGCUGGGGUUGUCUGCUCAGGUGUUUUCAAGGUCAGACUGGUCAAUGGGACUGAUUCCUGCUCUGGGAGAGUGGAGGUCUUCCACGAUAAUAACUGGGGCACGGUGUGUGAUGAUGGCUGGGAUAUGAAUGAUGCCAGAGUGGUCUGUAGAGAGGUGGACUGUGGGAGUGCUAAAGAAGCUAAAGGCAAUGGUUACUUUGGACCGGGGACCGGGGAAAUCUGGGACAUUCAGUGUUCAGGCAGUGAGGGCUCUAUUGAGGAAUGCUCACAGAAUAGGACUGUAGAUAAGAGGUGUCCUCACUCUCAAGAUGCUGGGGUUGUCUGCUCAGAUAGAGACGAGUGCAAAGACACCUCUGUGUGCGGCCCCAACGCAAACUGCAGCAACACUGUGGGGUCAUACACCUGCUCCUGUCACCAUGGAUACAGAGCCCCCCUGGGGGUCACUCUCACCAGCUCCAACCACCCCUGCCAAGAUAUAGAUGAGUGCACAGACACCUCUGUGUGCGGCCCCAACGCAACCUGCAGCAACACGGUGGGAGGAUACAGCUGCUCCUGUCACCAUGGAUACAGAGCCCCCCCAGGGGUCACUCUCACCAACUCCACAUACCCCUGCCAAGGUGGGACAGAGGGAGAAGGAGAAUGUAAGGAUAAAUCAGAGGAGCAGUGCCAGCUGGACUCUCUGGAUAAUCUGCUAGACAACAGCAGCUCACUGACACAGGAAACAUUACUGAAUGUGACUCUGCGUGCGGUGGAUCUGCUGUCUCAGUGGAAGGAGGAGGUGCGAGAGAAGGAGAUAGAUGUUGCACUGAAGAUCCCAGAGAAGCUGGCGUCAGCGCUGGUGAAGCCCACGCAAACCCAGAGCAGCUGCAACCUCUCUACCGAAAAACUAGAGGUGCAAACAUUCGCCAUCGGGCCAGAAGCCAGCCUGACAGAAACACCUCAGCUAAAAUCCAGAGACAACCUUCUGAAAAUUGAUCUACUCACCAUUGCUAAGAACAACAAUGGAUCUGGAGCAGUGGUCUUCAUAGCCUACUCCAACAUGGAGGUUGUGCUGAAGGCUGAAUUCUUCCACACGGAGAGAAAGACCAAUAAGACCAUCAAGACCAUGAUGUCCAAUGUCGUCUCUGCCUCUCUCCCCAAUACCAAAAACACAAUGCUGCCUGAACCAGUCAACUUUACCCUGAGACACCUCACACAGGUGGACCCUGAGGGUAAUCUCUCCUGUGUGUACUGGAAUCAGAGCAGGUGGAUCGUGGAUGGCUGUGAGGCCAGAGAUACCAACGCCACUCACACCGUGUGCACCUGCAACCACCUGUCCACCUUCGCCCUCAUCAUGCAGACGGACAGACCACCUGAGGAUGACAUCAUCUUGAAGUGGAUCAGCAUGAUUGCAUUGUCAGUGGGGCUGCUGUGUCUGGCCCUGGCCAUCCUGACCUUCAUCCUCUGUCACUGGAACCCUAAAGUCAGCAACACAGCACGCCUCAACCUCUCCAUCUGCCUCUUCCUGGCCCACCUGCUCUUCCUGCUGGUGCAGAGUUUCCUCUCUCACAUCCAGCACAAGCUGGUGUGUGCAGUGAUCUCGGGCGUGCUGCACUUCCUCUUCCUGUCCAGCUUUGUGUGGAUGUUCCUGGAGGCUCUGCAGCUCUUCCUGCUGGUGCGCAACCUGCAAGAAGUUAGGGUUAUACAGCAGGAGGGAAUCCACUGGGGCUUCCUGCUGCUGAUUGGCUACAGCAUCCCCUGCCUGGUGGUGGGUGUGUCUGCAGGACUGGUUCCCGAAGGAUACGGCAACAACCAAUGCUGGCUACAGACUGAUAAGGGCUUCAGGUGGAGUUUUUUGGGGCCAGUGUGUUUUGUCCUUGCAGUGAAUGUCAUCCUCUUCAUUACCAUCAUUGGAUACCUGCGGUUUGCUUUGGCUGGCCGGAACAAGGAAAUCUCUCAACUGAAAGACACUAGGAUGAUGGUGGUAAAAAUACUAUUCCAGUUCAUCAUUCUUGGUUGCCCCUGGAUAUUCGGCUUCUUUGUGAAUAACAGCAAGGUGCUGGAGUAUCUCUUCCUGCUUAUAACCUCCCAGCAGGGCACAUUCAUCUUCCUGGUGCACUGCGUCUUCAGAAAAGAGGUUCAGGAACAGUACAGGCAGUGGUGGAAGAACAUCUGCGGUUCCAAGGAUGCCUCUGAGUCCUCCCACUCAUUUACAACAUUCACAACGUCCCAGACCGCCACAAAGUAAGAGUCCCCACCUUCGGG